Molecule: messenger RNA, 1041 nt
Organism: Cucumis sativus (cucumber)
Lineage: Eukaryota; Viridiplantae; Streptophyta; Magnoliopsida; Cucurbitales; Cucurbitaceae
Exons: 3
Coding region: 78-806 (242 amino acids)
Molecular function (GO): protein-disulfide reductase activity
Source: RefSeq, a predicted model, not a curated record
CGAACCCCCAAUCGAUUCCAUUUUCGAAAUUUUUAGAAACAGAGAAAACCGCCGGUGGCGGUGAUGAUCGAUCCAAAAUGGCGAGCAAGCUUCUGUCGAAUCGGUUUCGGCAACUAGUGCUCACAUCAACGGCGACAAUCAGACCAACCUCAUUUACUACUUCAUUUUCUUUUUCUUCAUUUCGACGCGUAUUCUCUUCUAAAUUUUCGUCACCUUUAUCGUCUUCUUUCGGCAUCGAUUGCUCUACUGCUGCACCUGCGGAUAUUGCCGAUGUUCCUGAAGAAGUUGUUAAGGACUAUGUGGACGUUGUUUCUCCUGCCGUUGCUGUGAAUUCUUUGGCUGCCGAGCCCGUGUUUCCUACUCUCCUCCAGCCUCGAGUUGUUAUCUAUGACGGUGUCUGCCAUCUCUGCCACCGCGGUGUUAAGUGGGUUAUAAAAGUUGACAAAUAUAAGAAGAUCAAGUUUUGCUGCCUUCAGUCCAAAACUGCUGAACCAUACUUGAGACUGAGUGGCCUGGACAGAGAGGAUGUUUCCCAUCGCUUCGUGUUCAUCGAGGGCCAUGGUUCUUACCACCAAGCUUCCACAGCUGCUCUGAGGGUAUUGUCCUAUUUGCCUCUUCCUUACUCAGCCUUGAGCGCCUUCUUGAUAAUCCCAACUCCUCUUAGAGACAGUAUCUACGACACUGUUGCCAGACAUCGUUAUGAUAUGUUUGUAAAGGCUGAAGGUUGCUUGGUUUUACAAGAUGAAGAGCUCCUUGAGCGUUUCAUUGACAGGGAGGAACUACUCAAUCAACGCCAUCAAGAGUAAGGAACCGUGUCGUGUCGUGUCCAUUGCAUUUUCUCUUGUGGACAUGGAAUUGUAAAUGUUAGUCUUACGCUUACCCUCCCCUCUUUUGGACAAAAGAACCUGAUAUGAUGAAUGUAAUUCGAAACACUUAAGCUGGAAGUGUACUAGUAGCCAGUAGGAAGGUGACGUACUGUAAUGAUCAGUUUUAAACAAGAAACGACAACAUCCAUAAUUCAAAAUUAACAUAUUGAAAGUA